AUCGACUUCUGGUAGAGUUGAGGUAGAUGCUGAUAGGGGAAGGUCUCUGUUACGCCCAGCCAAUUUAGAUGCAGUAAUGGGUAGUUACAGAAGGAGGGCUUCUCCCAGCCCAAGUUCCCAUGGUGGGACUGAUGAUUAUAGGCAUUUGAAACAAGACGAUUUGAGUUGUAGAGAUCUGAUGACAGAGCAGAGGUCCAAAGCAGCUUCAACAAGAGAGGUAACUAGUUUUUCUGAAACAUCUGAGAGGGGUGCUAAGUACAGAUCCACAGAGAAAUCAAGUAGGGUGGAAGAGGGCUAUUCUGGGGAGUUCGAGAGGUCCUCAAGUUUAAAAGCUUCCCCAAUGAGUAUGAUGGAAAAAUCCCCUUCAACAAGUCUUGAGUGUAGAUAUACGAGUAGAAGUGGUGUUAGGCGGGGUCUUGAUAUAGAGGAGACAGGAUGGAGCAGUGCCUCCGUUGGUGGCAGAGAAGAGGAUAAUAGACUUACUCGAGACUUACCUCCUGAGAAGCCUCUUUUGGAUGGAUCCUCUCAAUCAGAUUCUGCGUUUUAUAAUAGAGCUGGUCAGGGCAACUCAUCUUUGAAUUCUCAGCCACCUGGUUUAAGAUCUGGAGUUGGCAGUCCUUUCAUGAGUUCUCUAGAAGAAGAUAUUAGAUUUAAUAAUAGUGGCCGUUACAAGCGGGGUGAUCUGAAUGUUAGGAGAGGCCAUGCAAAUGCUUGGAGGGGUGCCCCAAACUGGCCACCACCCGUUCCAAAUGGUUUCAUCCCAUUCCAACCUGGGCCACCCCAUGGUGGUUUUCAAAUGAUGCCACAGUUUCCUUCCCCAUCUCUGUUUAAUGUGAGACCCUCAAUGGAUGUUAAUCACUCUGGGAUUCCAUAUCAUAUACCUGAUUCCGAAAGGUUUAACAAUCAUAUGCGUCCAAUGUGCUGGCAAAAUAUGAUGGAUGGCUCUUCUCCUGCCCAUUUUCAUGGUUGGGAUGGUCACAAUGUUAUUUAUAGGGAAGAAGGGCACAUGCUUGGGGGUCCUGAAUGGGACCAGAAUAGGCAUCCAGUGAAUGGUCGAGGAUGGGUCACCAAUUCAGAUGUGUGGAAAGGACAAAACGCUGAUGUUGACUUGCCCUCAAUAUCUCAGAAAGAGGACCAUCCUCUGCAGGCCCCUCUUGAUGAUGUUUAUGAUGGACAGGAAUUUCAGAGGUCUCAAUAUGAAAAUGGUGAUAACAGUAUUCAGGUGAAAGGUCUUGAAAUAAGACCUGGUUUCAUGUCACCAGUUAAAGAUUCUUUUAGGAUUUCACCCGAGAUUCCACACAAGGCACCUGAUUCUCCCAAAAUAUCAAACAAAGAUGUUGAUGCUCGCUAUUGUCAGGUUUAUCUUUCUAAGCUUGACAUUUCAGCAGAACUAGCUGGUUCUGAUUUAUAUGACCAGUGUAUGGGUAUACUGAGUGCGGAGCAAAGUAAAGAUUUCACUAAAGAUGUAAAAAGGCUUGUGAAUUUGAAGAAUGGUGCACGUCCAGUGCAAAAGGCAUCCAUUGCUGUGCUCAGCCCUUCACUCAUUCCUGCAACUAAUGCUGCUAUUUUUCAGAAAGCCAUGGACAUUUACAAGAAACACAAGCUACAAGUGGGUGCUAUCCCAAAUGUCGAUGGUGGAACAUUAGCAUUUACUUCCGUGUCCACGGAGAAGGGGAAGGAGCAAAGUUCUGAUCAUGUUGUUGACGAAGCAGAGGAGCCAGUUUUGAUGCCUGAUGCAGAAAUGGUGGAUUCAACCAUGGAAGAUUUAGAUCAGCAGAAAGGGAACGCUGUUCCAGCCGCUACUUCUCACGAGAAUAUGGAACAGCUAGCUUCAAUUCAAAGGAGUGAAUUACCAAAUCAUCCGGAUAGUGCCUUUCCUGGGAAAUCAUACCAACCAAAUACUUAUAUUGAUCACAUGAAUGCUGAGGUGCCUGAACCAGUUUUGAAUGGCAAUAAGGUGGAAGAGACGGAGACGGAGACUGAGCAGCAGAUGAAUUCACUUGAUAAUGCACCAGAGCCUUUUUGUUGUCCGGCCAUUGAUGGGGAAAACUCAAAUGAUAUAAACAAAACUGAAGGUAAUAAUUCUGUAUACUGUGCCGAGGAAAGACAUACUGUUGGUGGUGCAGUUAGUUGUACUUUAAAUGAUCCUCCCAAGGAAUCAGAGAGUCAAAUUCCUGGGUCGAAUGAGUCUGGGUCCGAGUCCGUAAUUUUAAGUCGGAUACAUCAUUAUCCUGAAAAUACACAUUGAGACAAUUUCUAUAUCAUUGUUCUUCUAUUUUGUGCAUUUUUAUUUUUGCUUUUGAUGUUUUUGUUGCCUAUCGUUAUAAAGCAAAUAAAAUGAGGUAUGCCAUCUGGUUUCCUGGAUUAGGCGCAUCCAUGCA
Molecule: messenger RNA, 2381 nt
Organism: Hibiscus syriacus
Lineage: Eukaryota; Viridiplantae; Streptophyta; Magnoliopsida; Malvales; Malvaceae
Exons: 4
Coding region: 77-2248 (723 amino acids)
Source: RefSeq, a predicted model, not a curated record